Messenger RNA from Linum trigynum, 1713 nucleotides. The record is from the annotation of a GenBank genome assembly. Lineage: Eukaryota; Viridiplantae; Streptophyta; Magnoliopsida; Malpighiales; Linaceae.
UGAAUCACCGACACCACAGCCCCUGGAGGGAGAAAAGAAAAGGCAACUUCUACAUGGAGAUUUUCCUCGUGGCAGCAAUAAUUUGGCUACUCUUCCUCUGCAUGCUUUACGAAUCCCUAUACCGUAAAUCACACAAAACUUGCUACCUACUAGGUUACCAGUGCUACAAAGCUCCCGACGACCUCAAGUUAAGCGCUGGAACGGCAGCCAAAAUCGCUCUCCGAAACAGAAACCUGGGCCUGGAAGAAUACAGGUUCAUGGUAAGGACCAUGGUCCGCUCCGGCAUCGGGGAAGAAACCUACAUCCCCAGGAACAUCAUGGAAGGUCGUGAAAUGUCCCCAACACUCCAGGACUCCCUCGACGAGAUGACCGAAGCCACUUUCAGCAACCUCGACAGCCUGUUCGCCAGGUCAGCAGUCUCCCCUUGCCAGAUCGACAUCCUAGUCACCACCGGAUCCCUAUUCGCCCCCGUCCCCUCCCUCUCCAGCCGGAUCGUCAACCACUACGGGAUGAAGGAAGGGAUCAAGUGCUUCAGCCUCACCGGGAUGGGGUGCAGCUCCAGCGUCAUCGCCGUCGAUCUGGUCCGACAGUUGUUCAACACGCAUCCCAACAGCUUCGCGGUCGUCGUGGCGGUGGAGCUGACGGCGCCCAAUUGGUACGGAGGGACGGACAGGUCGAUGAUGUUGUCCAACAUUCUGUUCCGAGCCGGUGGGAGCUCCCUCAUCCUCACCAACCACCCGUCCUGGAAGGACCGUGCCAUCCUGAAGCUGGACGCUGUGGUCCGGAACCACGUAUCCGACAACGAGGCGUACGAAUGUGCCAUCCACGUAGAGGACAACCAAGGCUACGUGGGCGCCCGACUGACCAAAGCUCUACCCACGAUAGCCAUGCGGGCUUUGGAGGGGAACCUUAGGGUCCUGCUUCCCAAGGUGCUUCCCCUGUGGGAAAUCCUACGUUUUGUCGUGGCUAGCUACUAUUGGAAAACCAGGAUGAUGGGGGAGAAGGAUGCAAAAUCACCGGUCAUUGACAUGAAGACUGGGAUCCAGCAUUUCUGCAUGCAUACAGGUGGGAGAGCGGUGAUCGACGGCUUUGAGAAGAGUUUUGGGUUGGGGGAAUAUGACAUGGAACCUUCGAGGAUGUCACUCCAUCGAUUCGGGAACACUUCUUGCAGCAGCCUUUGGUAUGUUUUGGGGUACAUGGAGGCCAAAAAGAGGUUGAAGAGAGGUGACAGGAUCAUGAUGGUGGGGUUGGGUGCAGGGUUUUUGUGCAACACUUGCGUCUGGACGGUGAUGAGGGACUUGGAAGACGUGAAUGUGUGGGGAGACUGCAUCGAUCGUUAUCCUCCAGGAACAUUAGUGGUGAAUCGGAUGGAUGAAAUCUUGGAUUGGAUUUUUGAUGAUUGCAUGAGUUUCAUCAAUUUCCAAGAUUAUGACCGCACCACACUCUUUGCUCGCUAAAGUGGUGAAGGGUGGAAAGUUACUGCUACGUACGACAUUAUAUAUACACAUAAAGUUCAGGUCUGGAUGUGUAACAAAAUAUUCAUGUGUGGAAAUGAGAAUUUAUUAUUCUUAAAAUGAAAAUAAUUCCGUAUUCGCAAACUGUAAUUAAUCACUCAAAUGUUAUAAAAAUACUCCUGUAUUUAUUAACGGUGUGUCUAUUUCCGUAACGCAAACUGUAAUCACUUAAAUGUUGUUAUAAAAAUACUUCUAUAUU